UUGUUCAGUUAUUUUUUUUAAUUUUUUUUUUUUUUUUUUUUUUUACUAUUUUACAAAUACCACAUUCUACCCAGGAAAAAGCUAAGAAAUUUUCACCUAGGUCAGGGAGUGAAAAGGUUCUGCAAAAUCUAUUUUCCUUUUUUCUUUUUGCCUGGUAAAGAAUUAAACCAACUGCCACAAACCCAUUCUCAUUGUGAUUAAAUGCAGGAAUUUUGAAUGAAACCCUUUGUUCAUAUACCUGGGCACAGUCAGGGAUCUGACAUGACUUGAAAAUGACUGGCUAAUUAGAGUAAUUUAAUUCAAUUUAAUGAUUUUUUUAACAAUUUGCAGAAUUACCCCAUCCAGAUUAUCUAUUGCUACCUACUGGAGAGGUGUAGCCUGUGGGAAAUGUGUUUGUGUGUAUUUAGUGUAUGUGAUUUUUUGUUUGUUUGUUUUUUAAAGAAAUGUGCUUGAGUUUAGAGUUUGUCUUAAAUUGCUGUCAGAUAAAUAUGGGGUUGAAUUAAAUAACAUGUUUACUUAGCACUGAUUGCUAUUCCUGAAUGGUAAUUAGGGCUGUAUUUUUUUGAAGCAUUCAUAUGCAUAUAUAUUCUACUAACAAUGUGCUGUAUAGUUGGAUUUUUAAAACUCGUGGUAGAUUCAUCAUGUACAACAUAGCUACUUGCCUUUAAUAAUGACAUGUACUUUUAUGAAACAGAUGAAUCUCACUUUGGUUAUCAAACUGUAAUCCACUGUUUCAGAAGAGUGAUGUGAAACAUAGUGACCCUGCAUGACCCAUUUGAAUUUAUGCUUCAGUCCCUAUUUCAGUUAUUUAUUUAUCUGACUAGACUUGUACAACUUCUACUUUUUUUUUUUCUAGGGUGGAGAGAGGAAGUUUAUACAGCUGAACAUCCUUAACUUUAAACUAUUCCUUCAGGAAGAAUUUGUAUAGCAGCUAAAACUUGUAGAUGAAAGCAACUAACUAUUUCAAUAUUGAAGAAGAAUAAAAAGCUCCACAAAGGUUUGGAAGGUUGAAUGUGAUCAGCAUGAAGAGCUUAAAAGCAAAGUUCAGGAAGAGUGACACCAACGAGUGGAAUAAGAAUGAUGAUCGGCUGCUGCAGGCAGUGGAGAAUGGAGACCCUGAGAAAGUGGCUUCACUGCUGGGUAAAAAGGGAGCCAGUGCCACCAAACAAGACAGUGAGGGCAAAACUGUUUUUCACCUGGCAGCCACAAAAGGGCAUGCAGAGUGUCUCAGGAUCAUGGUGACACAUGGUGCAGAUGUGACAGCCCAAGAUGGUGCAGGGCACAGUGCUUUACAUCUUGCAGCAAAGAACAGCCACCCUGAUUGUGUUAAGAGGUUACUUCAGAGUAAAUGUCCAGCCGACAGCACCGACAAUUCUGGGAAAACAGCUUUACAUUAUGCAGCUGCAUGUGGGUGUCUUCAAGCAGUUCAACUCCUGUGUGAGCACAAAUGUCCCAUUAACAUCAAAGAUUUGGAUGGAAACAUACCUCUGCUGCUUGCAGUACAAAAUGGUCAUACAGAAGUCUGCAAAUACCUUCUGGAUCAUGGAGCAGACAUCAACAUGAGGGAUAAAAAUGGAAGAACUGCUUUGAUGAUGGCUUGUGAAGCUAGUAGCCUUAACAUGGUGGAAGCUUUCCUCAGGAGAGGUGCAGAUGUGAGUUUAGUAGAUGUCUUUGGACAGAAUGCCCUGCAUUAUGCCAAGCUCUCUGAGAAUACAGGGGUCCAGAAUCUUCUGUCGUCAAAGAUAUCACAGGACAUGGAGGCAAAGUCUCCAACAAAAGCGAAGCAGAUUAAUGAUUUGUCCUCUCCACACUCAUCAACUUCAACUCCCAUGACUGGAAAAGGGCAGGCUUUCUUUGCUGAUCAAGUGUGCAAGGAAGAAUUCAGCUCUUUGCACAGGGAUAAUAAAGACAGACUGAGUGACAGCACAACAGGUGCUGAUAGUUUAUUGGAUGUGAGUUCUGAAGCUGACCAACAAGAUCUACUUCUGUUGAUGCAAGCAAAAAUUGCCUCUCUGACAUUGCACAAUAAGGAGCUGCAGGACAAAUUACAGGAAAGAACACCUAAAGAGGGGGAUUCAGCUGUAGAAUCUUAUUCAUCCCAAACACAGUUUGAGCAAACAGCAGAGAGACAAAAUGAGUUCUUGUCUCAGGAGAUGAAGCCUUCAUUAAAUGCCACUCAAAUUCAAGAAAAGUUGACAAGCCCCAGAGAAGUAAAAAUGUACAUUCAGGAAGACCUAAAGGAUGUGCAGAGAAAAUUAGAGAAUUCUGAAGCAAAAAGAAAGCAUGUGGAAACUCAAGUCCAGUCUAGAGUCCCAGAAACAGAUAAUUUAAACAACCCAGACAUUUCAGAAAAUUGUUCUGAUCUUAAUUUGAAAUUCAAAGAAACUCAAAACAGACAUGAGGAAGCUGUGAAAGAGAUUUUGAAUGUACAAAGGCAAAAGAAGCCAGUUCUUGUUUCCUCUGAAAGUGAAGAAACUGGUUCUGAUCUGAGUAUGUUGAAGAUUACAUAUGGAGAAGUUGAAGCACUUAAGCAAGAAUUGAAGAAAGCAUUGGAGGAAAGCGAAAGACAAAAAGAAAAAGUGAGAGAGCUACAGAAAAAGUUUGAAGACAGAGAGCAGAAGAUGGCAGGCAAAUUGUCUGUGGAAGAGUGUGAGGAAAUGAAGAAUUCAUAUUGUUCAGUUAUUGAUAACAUUAAUCAAGAGAAAGCAUUACUGAUUGAGAGGUACAAGGAAGGGCAAGAGGAAAUUAAAAGGCUACAGGACAAGUUGACAAAUCAGAUGCAGUUGGAAUCUAGUGCUGAAGCUGGAGAAAGGAAGGAUGUGAUGCACAGAACGAUAGAUGAGCUCAACAGGCAACUUAGUGACUUGUCUCAGUUGUAUAAGGAAGCACAAACAGAGCUUGAAGACUAUAGGAAGAAAAAAACUCUAGAUGAUAUAGCUUCAGACUACAUUCCUAGAGAUGAACAUGACAAACUGAUGGAGGUAACAAAUUCUUUGAAAUACAAAGCAGAAAGUGAGUUAUCAGAAAUGAAAUCCCAGUACACAAAAGUAUUAGGUGAAUCAAAAGAACUCAAGCAACUGUUAGACAUUCAGAAGCAAAACUCUUUGCCAAUUACUGAACACCGUCAGGUAAUCAAUGCACUCAGAAAUACCAUAAAGGAGAUGGAGGAAGAAAUAAAUGAGCUCAAGCGAUUGCUUAGCAACAAGGAAAGCGAAUUAAGAAACUUGGAAAAGGCAUUACUGGAAGAAAAAGCUGCAAUUAAUGAAGCCAUGGUACCCAAGGUCACAUAUGAAAAGCUCCAGUCGUCACUAGAGGGUGAAGUUAGUGCUUUGUCAUCCAAACUGAAGGAUGUAAUCCGAGAGAAGGAAAAUAUAUCCUUAGAUGCCAUGAAACUGAGAAAUGAAAUUUUGCACUUGAAAGAAACGAAAGAAGGUAUGCAUACUCUUCUUGAAGCAAAGGAACGGGAGGUGUCUGAUCUUCAGCACAAGUACCACCAAGUUCAAGAAGCUCUUACUGAAUUGAAAAACUCAUCAAAACUAGAAGAAGAUAAAGACAAAAAGAUCAAUGAAAUGUCCAAGGAAAUUAGCAAAUUAAAAGAAGCAUUGAACAGCCUUUCUCAGCUCUCCUACUCAACCAGUGCCCCCAAAAGACAAAGCCAGCAGCUGGAGGUGUUACAGCAACAAGUGAAGCAGUUGCAAAACCAACUGACUGAAACAAAGAAACAACACCAGGAAAUUGUCUCGGUUUACAGGAUGCACCUUCUCUAUGCUGUGCAGGGUCAGAUGGAUGAAGAUGUCCAGAAAGUGCUUAAACAAAUUUUAUCAAUGUGUAAAAGCCAAUCGCAGAAAAAGUAAACAAAAAAGCCAUGGAAAACUCUCUAUUUUUAUUAAUCCUGUUAUGGUUAUUUUAUCUAGAUUUGCCUUAACAUAAGAUUUCAAAUUGGCAAUUUGCUGCUUUUGUGUUAUUGUGCUGUUUGUGAGGGGGAUAUAUUUGUCUGUCUGUACCACUUCCAUGUGCAUUUCCAUGUGCAGUAGCUAAACACAUGCCUGCUUUUCAUACCCAAAAUGCAAGUAUGUUCUUCAGAUUUUUUACAUAGGCCACUCCAUGUCAUGUUUACCCUGUGAGUACUUUUCCAGCUUCCUGUAAUAGCAGCAGGUUAACCUGGAGGAAAGCACUGGUGUUGCCUGGAUAAAGGUGAAAUUCUCUGUAAGGUAUUCUGUACUGAUUAUAACCUACAUCUCAUUACUGGGUGUGUUUGAUACUGCAGCACUCAGAUUUUGACAUUUUGUCAUAUGCAGUCUUUGGCAGAGCAGAAGUGAACCUUACAGCAGUGAGCAGGAGUAGAUAUUUAUGCUGAGCCAGAACGUGGAACAGCUACACUUCCUGGUGUAAUGUUGUUUAAGAUUAACACACUAAAACGUAGCUGCCCCAAUUCACCCAAUGCACUGAGUACACAAAACCCAUACCAUGCUUCAUAAUGGUUUCCUUAACUACCUGGUAGUGGAAUGAAACUAUUUUGAAAGGUAAAAGCAUUAGUUUACUGAAGUUACAUACAAACAGAACUGUCUCUAUAAACAGCCCUUUAUGAUAGAUUUAGCUGUCUAUGCAAGCGUUGGCCAUGAAGCUCAGGAACAAAACCAUGUCAUAUACUUUUAGAUAAGGGAUUUUAGUGAACACAGGAUGUUUACAGUGCAUGUCAAUGCCUCAUACUUCCUAACCUCACUUUUUAAAGAUCUUCUCUGCAGUAUAUUUUUACUGGCCUCUAAUGAAUUUUUUUUGUAAUGAAACCAUUUUUUCUACAUAAUAUUUGCAUUAAGCUUAUUAACAAAUAUUUUUAGGUAACUGUGUCUUAGAGAGUUUCUUUUUAUACCCCCAAGUACUCAGUAAUAGUGAAGCAUAGUGAAGUGUUUUCAGUUUGUAAGAAAUUUGUAUGGAAUAAUAGACCUGUCUGUCAGUGUGGUCCAGAGCAGUUAAGUGUAAAAUUCAGCCUGCUAUUCAAAAAAAAAAAAAAAAUAGAAAUUAUAGGUAGACAACAGCAGGAGGUGUCAAAAAAAUUUGUAUGUUGUUUCUAGAGGCUACAGGCUUCAAUAAAGCCUUUAUCAGCACUUCUACAUUUAAAGUCAAAUAAAAAUGCCUGAUGUGGAAUAGAAUUAAACUAUGGAAAAAUGUUCUAAGCACACACUGCACUUGAGGGUACAACCAUUUUAACAAGCUUGCGGCUUCAAUAUGGUAUUGUGGUUUUUUUAUUCUAUGGGGAUAUGUCUCUAUUGAUAGAGAAAUCUUUCAGAGCUAUAUAAUCUAUGAAGUUUAUAUAGAGUCAUAAUAUGACAGGAGUCAGCAGUGCCUCAGGCUGACUGAACUCAUAGUGCACUUAUAUCAGAUAAUUCCUAACGCUGGCAAAGCUAAAUGGAUUUUAAAAACAAAAAGAAAAACACCACCUUUUCAUCAGUUAGACCUUGGUAUUAUUUUUUUUGAGAGGUUUAACUAAUGCCAUCUAAUUUUGAACAGUAUUUUAUAGUUAGACAGCUUUGAAAAUGCUCCAAAGAAAUGUGAAAAAAAUUUUGCUGCAUCACUUCAAAAAGAACAAAAUUUUAAGCAUGCUAAUGCUGCAAGUAUAAAACUUGAUGAACCAUUUUGUAGGUUGCCUGAUGGAUUUAGUCUUCUACUUUGUUUUGGUUUGUAUAUUUAUUACAAUUAUCUUUGUGGAAUAUUGGAAAUUAUAUACUACAACAUAACAAGUUUCUUUAUAUGUAAAUUACAAGAAGUUUCCUCAUGCAGCAAAUAAACUAUUUCCAAUUUUUUUUUCA
Molecule: messenger RNA, 5807 nt
Organism: Taeniopygia guttata (zebra finch)
Lineage: Eukaryota; Metazoa; Chordata; Aves; Passeriformes; Estrildidae
Source: RefSeq, a predicted model, not a curated record